Molecule: messenger RNA, 699 nt
Organism: Canariomyces notabilis
Lineage: Eukaryota; Fungi; Ascomycota; Sordariomycetes; Sordariales; Chaetomiaceae
Exons: 4
Coding region: 1-699 (232 amino acids)
Source: RefSeq, a predicted model, not a curated record
AUGGAUGAUAUCGAUGCCUCAGUUGCUGAAUUCAUUGCGAGGGCCGAGGACUGGGCGAUAUUCCGUCGGUUCAGAGCUCUCAACGUCAAGAAUAUCAUGACCCUUCAAAAGGUUCUCUUGUCGAUCGAAAACGGAAAACUACAAGCCAGUGAGGAACGGCUUGAUGAGAUUCUGGACAAAUACAACCGGGCGCUUUGCAACUAUGCUCGCUUAUGCUCGAUGGAAGAUCCGCAAAAAAAGCACUUGACAGCGUUGUGGCACUACAUCAACGACAGAUCGAUAAGAUCUCCUGGAUUCUUUCCCGCCGACUGGGAUUUUCUCCCGCGGCCCGACGAAGAGAAAGUCAAGAGAGACGAAAAGACGCAAGAGCUGGUCGCAAUCUGUCCUGCGGGAGAUGGGGGCUUUGUAUACGCCGCCGUUGAUAAACUGGUCAGCGAGUUUACACCGGGGCGCGAAGACACGGGCACUGGCGGCACAAUCUCGACGUGGACAAGGGGUGUGACGCAAAAGACAACCAGAGCCAUCAACACGGCAGCAUCGGCUAUCUUGCUGGUGGCUCCCAUUAUAAUUCUUCAUUUCGUCAAAGAUGGAAUCAAGUCGCUGAUUCUCAUUGUUGUCUGGACGGUUGGCUUCUCGGUUGCCAUGUCGCUCAUCACAGAGGCGAAGAAUAGUGAAAUCAUGAUGGCGUCUGCGGCGUGA